UUUGCACCGGUGCAGGUUAUGUGCUAUAUCGGCCCUGUUUGCAGGCGCCGUGCAAGGCGGGAUUUCUGGGUUCAGGCUUGCAAAGUCGCAAGGGCUCCAAACAUUGGUAUUGAUUGUAGCGAGCAAAUCUCGCAGGCAUAGAGGAAGCCGAGACGAAGCCGAUGGAAAUUAGCUGGCGACAAGCCGUCACUUUUGUUGGCGGUGGCUAUAACCAAUGGGGCCUGAACGAAAAGGAGCUGAUUCCGAGACUUGCGCUUGUUUUUCUCCUGGUACCAAGCCUAGCGGCCGUGCGUGUCAGCCAAGUUUCGUGUCAACCAAUUUGCGUGUCAGCCAUUUUCAUAUCAGCUGAUGUUUUCAUGUUAGCCAAUAUUCAAUGUCAGGCAUUUCACAAUUCUAAUUUCCAUGCCAGCCACUUUAUAGAUUUUCAAAUUGCCUUUUCAGCCAACCUCCAUGUCAGACAAUUUUCCAUGUCAGCUAAUUUUUUCAUGUUGACCAUUUUUUGAUGCUGACCAUUUUUUUAUGUCAGCAAUUUCCAACUUUUAGGUCAGCCAACUUCCAUGCUAGACCGAUUCCAAUUUUCAGGUGAGCCACUUUUCCAUGUCAGCUAAUGUGAGCCCAUUUUUCAUGCCAGCGCAUUUU
Metschnikowia bicuspidata var. bicuspidata NRRL YB-4993 is the source of this 639-nucleotide messenger RNA. RefSeq lists its product as uncharacterized. The transcript has a single exon. NCBI's taxonomy places the organism in Eukaryota, Fungi, Ascomycota, Pichiomycetes, Serinales, Metschnikowiaceae. The record is from RefSeq and is a predicted model, not a curated record. Bases 162 to 503 code for a protein of 113 amino acids.